Pangasianodon hypophthalmus (striped catfish) is the source of this 1083-nucleotide messenger RNA. RefSeq names its product peptidylprolyl isomerase H (cyclophilin H) (gene ppih). Gene Ontology annotation, biological process: protein peptidyl-prolyl isomerization; protein folding. The coding region runs from base 165 to 698 and encodes 177 amino acids. Gene Ontology annotation, molecular function: peptidyl-prolyl cis-trans isomerase activity. The transcript is spliced from 9 exons. NCBI's taxonomy places the organism in Eukaryota, Metazoa, Chordata, Actinopteri, Siluriformes, Pangasiidae. The record is from RefSeq and is a predicted model, not a curated record. Gene Ontology annotation, cellular component: intracellular membrane-bounded organelle.
CUAUUACGGUUAGUGCGAGACGGUCAUGUCCCUCAAGGCUUUCCGUAGAAAUGGCCAUUAUGCUUGCCGUAGUGUUCCUUUUUGAAUGAGUGGCACUAUCUGUUCACAAAAACCAGCCAAAUAAAACCUUUUGUAUUUGUUUUAUUUGCUAUUAAUGCUCCAUAAUGAACGUCCAACCUUCAAACCCCAAUAAUCCCAUUGUGUUCUUUGACGUGACUAUCGGAGGACAGGAUGUUGGAAGAAUGAAGAUUGAGCUGUUUGCAGAUGUUGUUCCAAAGACUGCUGAGAAUUUUCGGCAGUUCUGCACAGGGGAGUUCAGGAAAGAUGGUGUUCCUAUUGGAUACAAAGGAUGCACGUUCCAUAGGGUUAUUAAAGACUUCAUGAUUCAAGGCGGUGACUUUGUAAAUGGAGAUGGCACAGGGAUCUGCAGCAUCUACAGAGGUCCAUUUGCAGAUGAAAACUUCAAACUGAAACAUUCUGCUCCGGGCUUGCUGUCUAUGGCAAAUAGUGGCCCAGGAACAAAUGGCUGCCAGUUUUUCAUCACCUGCACAAAAUGUGACUGGUUAGACGGGAAGCAUGUAGUGUUCGGCAAAGUGGUGGACGGUUUGCUCAUCAUGAGGAAAAUUGAGAACGUGCCUACAGGACCAAACAACAAACCCAAACUACCCAUCGUCAUCGCUCAGUGUGGAGAAAUGUGAUUUCUUUUUUUUUUCCAUCUUUCUUUUCAAGCAGCUUUUUUUGUUGUCACAUGUAUGCAGUGGUUUAUUAUAUUCUUGUCACCCAAAAGAGAAACCUUGAAAUCAAGAUUUUUUUUUUUUUAUGUAUUUUCUGACAUUAUUGUGAUCUGCAACAUCACUAUGCUCUAUAGUAUCUUUCUCACAAAUUCCAACACAAAUAAUUGUGUUGUCCUCCUAUAAAUUUUGAAUGCUGAUAUAACAAACAUGGUGAGACAAAUACAGAAGAUAAGUGUCUCCUGUUUCUCUUGAGGCGUAAGAAGAAUACUUUCAUUGUCCAUCUUUUGGAUCGCUUUACAGUUAACCAUUCUCUGCCAAGUAUCCUGAAUAAAUUUCAGCUUUUUUGUAA